CCUCAGGGCCGCAGAACAGGCUGGGAGCUGCCCUGGGACUCCGAUGCUUGCCCUGUGGCUCAGCAGCUGCUUCUCCGGAAGGUCUGCCCAGCAGGACCCACCCAAAGCCCCAAGCUGGAAACACGGCCCCAGAGGAUGGCAGCCUGGAUGUGGGCAGGGGACCCCAGCUGUGCAGCAGAGCAGCCAGGCUGUGUGGCUGAGAGCAGGGUGGAAGCCUGGGCAGCGUCCUCCUCCAGGAGCCUGGCAGGUCGCCCCUGCAGCACCCCACCUGUGUGGCCCUCCAGACCACGAGCUACGGGUCUCCUCACCAGUGUUAAAGCCGGAGUGUGGAGCCAUGUGUGUGUUCAAGGUGCUGGACAAGGCCUGGGAGCAGAGUCCUCACACCCCAGGCUGGGAAGCCAGCCCCCUCUCUGUCCACCUGCAUGCAUGUGGCUACUGGGUCGGCUGCCAGGAAGGGUGGUGUCCGGAGCUCUGGCGGAGCAGGCAGUGUCCACAGCAGGUGGCCCAUCUGGAGCUCUGUCCCAGCCUUUCCACCUCGCACCGGGGGCUUCAGACAGGCUGUCUGCACUGCAGAUGAGAGCAUUGUGAGAAAGAAAUCAGAGAGACAGCAGAAGCACCUCACUGUAUUUGCCAGUCACAUGACACCCGCACACCUGCCAGAUCCAUGGAGACGCAGACUAGAGGGAAAGACCGACAGCCGGGGCUGGGGAGCCCACGGCACCGUUACGUCUCUCAUAUACUUUUGAUGUGAGAGUAAAUCUGAUGUGAACAUUGGGACAAUUUGUUUGGCAACUUCCGCCAGUGCUGAGCAGAACUGCAUGCCAUAUCUGCAAACCGAGGCACGACGUCUGCUAAGUAUCAUACCGAAGGGCGUGUAGAUGUCUCAGGGUUCCCCACUCCUGACCCCACUUGGCACAGAAUUCAUGGGGAGCUGCUGGGUUUGUGUCCCAGACAUGUGGGGUUUGGGCUUCUCCUUAAACAUGCCAGACAAAUCUCCUCUUUUCAUGAGCAGAAAGGAAGUUUGACUGCACGUCCUCUGGAUACAGGGCUGCAGGUGCCACCUGGGCUGCAGGGAUGACCUUGUCAUCCUGUACAUGACCCCAGAUGAGGACAGGACCUGAGAAAGCUGGCAGUAAGCUGGGCCCGGUCCUGACCCCCUCCCCCUCUCCCUUCCUGAGACCCAGAGAAUCUGGCCCCACCCUUUUUGACGUGGCCUUCAGGAAGGGCAGGGCCUCCACCCACGGGCCCUGACAAGGGGGAUGAGGACCCAUGGGGCUGUUCUGGGGCCCACUUCUCAGGCUUUCCUUCAUCCUCGGUGGGACAUAUUGAUUUUUUGGGGCUUGGGAGUCAGAACUGCAUGCAAAUGGUAUUUUUCCCAGUCAGAUAUUACACAACACCCAGUGGUAUAGGAAUGAUCUUGGCUGGAGAUGGGGUGGCAGCCUGUCUUAGAGCAGCAUCUUGCGAGCACGCACACUACCUUCCUAAAGCUACAAAUUUCACGUAGCUUUGCCAUUGUUAGUGUGCAAACAUUCUGUUCCCUAAAUCCACCAAAUUGUGAGAAUUUCCAUCAUGUUUUAAAAAGGGCAUGUGCUGGCUUUUGAAAGCAAAAUCCCAGGGCGCAUAUUUGAGGCUGUGAUAGGUGCAGCCCACUGGGACCCUCUGCCAUGUCGGUGCCAUGUCUUCCUCUGAGUCGGCCUGCUCUCAGGCAGGCAUCUCCCUGAGGGGGCCGCUGAGGGGCCACCUACACCAGCAGGAUGCUUCUGCUGGUCACCCGGUCACUCUGCCUUCUACUUAAUGCACAAAGGACUCCCCUGUCCAGUUGGAUUUACUUACUAACAAAGCCUCCCCUUCUACUGCUCAGUCAGCCCAGAGCGCACAGCUGGCCUGCCCUGGUCCGUGUGAGCCGCCCAUCCAAGCCCAGUGAUGAGUGGCGGCUCCCGAGGGAAAAGGUAUGAAUGCAAGAUGUCUAUGACAUGCACAUCACAUCCAUGUCACACACAGGUUAAAUGAGCUGCAUCAGUGGUCGGCACUCUCCCAAGGGAUGGGCAGCCUGCAGAGCUGUCAUCUCAUUCUGACAUUCAUGCUGUAAUCCUCUAAUCAGCACCUUCGAAGUGCCUAUGAACUGUCUUUUGUUUUAAUACACUUUUUAUGUACAGAAAAAAGACACAGUCUCAAGCAUGCCUUUCAAUGAGAUGUCCCCAUGUGCACACCUUGGUGACACGUGCUAAUGACAUCCCAGUGUCACCAC
Molecule: messenger RNA, 2248 nt
Organism: Manis javanica (Malayan pangolin)
Lineage: Eukaryota; Metazoa; Chordata; Mammalia; Pholidota; Manidae
Source: RefSeq, a predicted model, not a curated record